AUUUAGUUGAAAUAGAUGUGCCAAUCAAUAAUGGCUGGAAGCCCCUACCAACUUUCAUACUCCAACCAGUAAGCGCCGUCUAGCUUCGCCCAUGUCCCACCCUUUCAACGGGGAAUACACAAGGCUCAGCCAGCCUUAAAAACCCCUGUCUUCCCCUGGGCUCGGCAGAUCAUCUUGUGUUUUCUUAUCAAUUUAUGUUGCCGUUACACGCUUCACGAAUCCGUCCCAUGACCAGGUGGGGAUACAACUUUGUUUAUGUUCUUUUACAUUUAUUCCGCCCUUACCUAGGUAGAGCAGGGAGUGGUUGAUAAGCAUUUGGUAGCGACCACCUCUGUGGUAUUUCCGUUCUUUACGGAUUGUGCUACCUCUUGAUCAUGCGUUGACAAGCCUGCCGAAGCCAAUUCUCUGGAUCUUAUGUCACGCAUCGGCGUGACGUGGGCAUUAGCUAGUCACGAUGACUGCUUUUGCUCCAGACGCAACCCCUCCAGGCACUCGCAUAUCUGUCGCAACAGGAAGCACAGCGGUCGAUAGCCAUGGGGCCCAUCACCGAGCGCCUAGGUCGCUACCCCCUUGGAUUGGGUCCUACGAGGUACGACGAGGAGAAACACCAAACGUCGAUGAAUUACUAUUCAACCGACCCCCUCCCCGGGCAGUCCAGGCCCACCACAACAAUACGCCGUCCUCACCCCCGGUUGCGAGGAGGGUUUCCAAGGAUGGCUAUAUCGACAUGUACGACGACUCCCGGCUGCGGGCGGGGAAGAGACCGAAAGUCACGCUACAAAGCCUACUGCAAGGCAAGAAUGGGCCGAUGAGGGGGAGGAAGUGGGAUCAUCUCCGCUCAGCCGAGCCCGUCAUCGUGUCCGGCUAUCUCGCCUCGAAGCCCGGUUCUCCGUGGCGGAGCUUUGUCCGAUCCUCCGAGUACGGCCACCUCCCGAACGAAGAGGCCGAGAUUGUGGGCGUUGACAUGCUGGAUAAGCUUCAACCAGGGUUUAAUGACCCCGUGCACAUCCCGCGGUUUCCCGACUUGGAAAAGACACGGCGUGCACGCACAUCGGCGGUCUAUAAGCGGGCCUGGAACAUCAUCCUCAAACACCCCCUGGUGCCGCUCGCCUUCCGACUGACUGUCCUGCUGACGUCGAUAAUCGCCCUGGCCCUCUCUGUGCGUAUAUACGAGAUUGAAAACGUCGCGGUAGACUCCAGCGCAGAGCGGACGCAGGCGAUCGUGGCCAUCGUGGUGGACACGCUGGCGAUUCCAUAUAUCGGCUACAUGACGUGGGACGAGUAUACUGGCAAGCCACUCGGCCUACGGCCUCCGACUGAGAAGAUAUCGCUGAUCCUUAUGGAUUUGUUCUUCAUCAUAUUCAAAUCUGCGAGCACGAGUCUGGCGUUCGAGGCGCUGGUUUAUCACAACAGCCUCCAGGCCAGUGUGCGAUACUACUCCAGGGCGCUUAGUGCCUUCCAGACAGUGAGCCUGAUAUCAUGGACCAUGAAUUUCACUGUAAAUGUAUUCCGGUUAGUGCAAAAGCUUGGCGGCAGCGACGAGGAGGGUGCUGCUCAUAUGUGGGGCGGCCAUGGGUCCGUCUGAGAAUACCAACAUUGCUGUAUAAUAUGGAAGACGGCGUUCCUCUGCCCAAGGGCAGUAUUAGUCCGAUUUAGUCACUACCUACCUAACCGAUAUCGGACGCAUGAUACACCACCCGAUAGCACUGACUACCGUA
Messenger RNA from Phialemonium atrogriseum, 1718 nucleotides. RefSeq lists its product as uncharacterized. The record is from RefSeq and is a predicted model, not a curated record. Lineage: Eukaryota; Fungi; Ascomycota; Sordariomycetes; Cephalothecales; Cephalothecaceae. Gene Ontology annotation, cellular component: cell periphery; fungal-type vacuole. The transcript is spliced from 3 exons. Gene Ontology annotation, biological process: positive regulation of catalytic activity. The coding region runs from base 455 to 1585 and encodes 376 amino acids.